CCUCCACGCUGUGCACCUACGCGAAAGUGGAUCGUUUGGAAUGUAUAGCGGAUAGCACGGUUUUUUACUCGCGUGUAUCAUUCUGUAUUCUUCUUAUUCAACCGUACUAUUGUUUCACCCUAUAUAUUAAACUCGCGAUUUAAGCGACUAACGGAGUGGGAGUUCGAGGCUCGCUAAGUUCCCCCACUAUAUUCCAACCUGCGCGUCGCAGCUAUGGACUGUUAUGGACUCUGGUGAACUCGACAAUAUGUUACAUCGUAACGUGUAUACGAACAAGAAUGUUUGCGCACUACGAAGCGUGCAAGAACCAAUGAGGACUGUAAUGGACUGAAAUGCACAGCAUGAACGAAAACUCGGCCUCUGACAUACUUUCACAAAUAUGUUAUCUCGUAUAUUGUUUCGAAAUAGGAAAAUGAAAGAAAUUCGAAUCCACAAACUAAUGACAAACUCCUCCUAAUUUCACAUAGUGAUAGCGAUAUGGCUGUUCCUGGCCCAAGUUCAACUACUAAAACCUUGGAUGUAGACAAUGAAUCAGGCAGUGAUAGCGGUAUGGCUGUUUCUGGCUCAAGUUCAGCUACUAAAUCCUUGGAUGUAGACAAUGAAUCAGGCAAUGAUAGUGGUAUGGCUGUUUUUGGUCCAAGUUCAGCUAUUAAAAUCUUGGAUGUAGACAAUGAAUCAGGCAGCAUGUUUUCUGCGCCUCCUCCGAAAAAAACUUUUGCAAGGCAAAAAUUUCGAGAUGCUUGGUUGCAAGAUUCAAAAUUUGCAUCGUGGUUAAAAAAGUGCGACAAUCCAUAUAAAGCUAAGUGUGUCGUUUGCAACAGUACGUUCACAGCCGGAAAAAGUGACCUCCUUAAACAUAUGAAGACCAUUGUGCACACUAUAAGUAUGCAAAAGAGAGGACUAGAAGAAGAAGAUGCUACAACAGAAGAUGUACAGGUCAUCACUUUUCAGAACGAUAUUAAAAAAGCUGAAUUACGAUUCUGUUUGGACAUUAUUGAGCAUAGUCGAAGCUUCCAUUCGAUUGAACAUUUCGCUAACAUAAUUGCAGUACCUGAUUCGCCAAUAGGAAAAAACAUAUUUUUCAAAAGAACGAAAAUUAGCGCAAUAAUAAAAAAUGUUCUAAACAAAUAUAUUGUUUCUGAAAUGUCUAUAAUCUUACAGAACAAGGUAUUUUCUGUUAUAGUAGAUGAAAGUACUGAUAUUUCGGGAACAAAAAAUUUAUGUAUAUUAGUUAGAUAUGUGCACGAAGGACACAUACAAACAUAUUUGUUAGAUUAUUUGCGUGUCAUGGAUGAUACGGCAGAAAAUCUAUAUAAAUGCUUUCUGUGCUCAUUAGAAAAGCAUAACUUAUCUGUAACAAAUAUAGUUGGUAUCGGCGUUGAUAAUGCAAAUGUGAUGUUGGGUAGGCAGAACUUGUUAAUUUCUCAUUUAUUAGAAGAUAACGAGGAAGUUUCUGUCUUCCCAUGCACUUUUCACACUAUGCAUUUAAUUGCAUGUCAUGCAACGGAUUGCCUUCCACAUUAUAUUGAGCAGUUUCUUCAUGCAAUUCCAUCCUACUUUUCUAAAAGUUCAAAAAGGCAAACUGUGUUAGAAAACACCCAACAGUUAAUGAAAGCUGCACGAAAAAAAGUUAUUCAUCCUGCUAUAACUCGAUGGCUGGCAUUAUCAGAAUGCAUCGAAGUUGUGCUAGAUCAAUGGACAGUUUUGUUUACUGUGUUUGCAGAGGCCGUCAUUGAGGAUAAAUCGAACACUACCAUCAGAAUUUUCGAUUGCUUCAACUGUCUUUACACGAAGGCAUAUCUGCAGUUUCUAAAUUACAUAUUACAAAUAUUCACCCAUUUUAAUACAACUUUUCAGUCAUCCAUAAUUUUGGUACAUCGCUUGAUAGGAGAGUGUGUUCGAUUUUUGAGGCUUUUGGGGAGUAAUUUCUUGCAACCACAGUGUGUCGAAACAAAUGUGCAAAACGCCAACAUUUAUGACGAAAACAAUUUGCUUCCUCUUGAAGACAUUUUCAUUGGUAGUGAAGCUGCCAUCACAAUAAACGAAAUCAGAAACAUGAAUUGCGCAGACAGUAAUGACAAAAUUGUUGAAUUUUAUAGAAAUAUUAGAAAAUUCUACCAGUGUUCUUUUGAAAAUGCGGUAAAGAGAUUUCCAUUGAAGGAACAAUUUUUAUAUUCAUUAGAGUUCUUGGAUCCGGUAGUAACCUUGGACCUAACAAAGCAUAAGAAUCAGAUAGAUUGUAUUAUAAAUAAAUUUAAGUCUAAAUUUCGGAGCACUCGUGUGGCAAAUGAAUGGCGUUUAAUGCCGUUUUAUUUUUCACAAGAAGAAAAGCAAAAAUUGUUAAAAUUAGACAUUCCACGAUUUUGGAAUUCAGUCAGCAAGAUCACCGAUUCUGUUGGCAACCAAAUUUUUUACAAUAUUUCAAGUGUAGCACAUUUAUGUUUGACGUUACCACACUCGAACGCCGAUGUAGAGAGAUUUUUUUCACUAGUCACAAAAAUUAAAACGAAAGAAAGAAACAGAUUAAAACCUGCCAUGAUAAGUGCAGUUAUGCGAAUCAAAUUACAUUUAAAAAAUAAAAAUAAAAAUUGCGUUACAUAUGAAAUUCCUGACGGAAUGUUGGAAUUGUACAAUUCAAACAUGUAUCGUUCAACAUAAAUUGUACUACAAGAUGUCACUGGCAUUUUACUACCAGAUAAAACUGAUCAGAGUUACAGUAACCUUACAGACAAUUAAUGUAAAUUUAAGUCUGUACACAUGUAAUAUAAUUUUGUAUAUAUCGUUAGUAUAUUUUUACAUAUGUUUGUAUUUAUGUGUAUAGUAUUCAAUUCUAUGCAUACAGUGUGUAUUUACAUAUGUACAUACACUAUAUUAUACAUACAUACAUAUGUAUAUAUGUAUGUUGGUAUGUAUGUAUAUGUGUAAGUAAGUAUGUACCAAUAGUACCUCUUCUAAUUUGCUUGAAAAUCAAACCGUAUGGACAUCACAGCUUUUUAACACACAUCAUAUUUUAUUUGUUACUUCUUAUUUUUGUAUAAAAAGGAAACCAAAUUUUGGCAAAUAUUUAACCCCCUGGCUGUGAAUGACGCGUACAUAUACAUACUCGUCAUGUGAAAAAAAUAAUUACCAUUUAUCAUUUAAAUUAAAAUUUCUGUGAAAAAUAAAACGUAUUUGUAAAUUUAA
Molecule: messenger RNA, 3183 nt
Organism: Osmia bicornis bicornis
Lineage: Eukaryota; Metazoa; Arthropoda; Insecta; Hymenoptera; Megachilidae
Exons: 5
Coding region: 478-2658 (726 amino acids)
Molecular function (GO): protein dimerization activity
Source: RefSeq, a predicted model, not a curated record